This is a messenger RNA of Trichogramma pretiosum, 1114 nucleotides long. RefSeq names its product post-GPI attachment to proteins factor 2-like. Lineage: Eukaryota; Metazoa; Arthropoda; Insecta; Hymenoptera; Trichogrammatidae. Bases 226 to 1005 code for a protein of 259 amino acids. Gene Ontology annotation, cellular component: endoplasmic reticulum membrane; Golgi membrane. Gene Ontology annotation, biological process: GPI anchor biosynthetic process. The record is from RefSeq and is a predicted model, not a curated record. The transcript is spliced from 4 exons.
GAACCAUAUUAGUAUACAGACGAAAACAGCUGCAUCUUUAGUUGCAUUGCAAACGCGCCGUGUACAGUCGUGUAUAUAUAGAUAAGAUUCGCCUAUCAAUGUCUACAGUCUGACUUGAAGCUCGCUGACCGGUAUGCGAGCCACACAACACAAAAGGCCUCCGUUCGUUACACAAUCUAAAUUAUCAUAGUUUUACAAUUCGGAGCAAAUAAACUAUCUCAAAUCAUGAACGAGUUUAGUGUAAAAUCCGACUACAUUCCUUUGGUCGAUAAGAAAAUUAGCAGUUUUCGUGUCAUCAUACCGUUCGCGAGAAUCGCGUGGUUCACCGUCUCGAUACAAUGCUUCAGUUUUAUUUUUUGCAUUUUGUGGACAAUAAUGUACAACUUCGAGGAGUCGACCAACACCCAUUGCAAAGUGUAUAAUGCAUUACCAUCGGUUUCUGCUACCAUUGGUCACUAUCAACCGCAGAAAAACAUUUGGAAGAUGACCACUGUGAUCCAAGCAAUCAUUAGAUUUUACAUGAUUAUCCUGCACUACCAAUACUACAAAAAGAAUACAUAUCCUACAACUCAUAAGCUAACUCGGUUAGCUCUUGUGACUUAUGUAAUUGAAAAUACAUCAUUAGUGACUCUCAGUUUUUGGACGUCAAAUGAAAAUUAUGCAUUGCACAAGCUUUCGUUUAUGAUAUUUUUAUUCACAUCAUUUAUAUACAUGAAUGUUUCAUACAUAAUUGCAAAAAUGUGCCGCAGUACAACAAGAGAGGUUCAUGAUAUAAUUUCGCUCAGAUGGAAAUUAAGAGCUUUGAUCUCAAACUUAGCUGGAAUAAUUUUAGCUUGCUAUUUUUUCUAUAGACACAAUAAAUACUGUGAACCUUUUGUCUAUUCACUAUUUGCCUUAGCGGAGUAUCUUGUUGUUUUAACAAAUAUGGGAUUUCAUGUAACUGCAGCAUAUGAUUUUGCUGGAAGAAGUGUUCUGAUAUCUAGAAAUGGAUUAAAAAUUUUAUGAUUGGCCAUAAUUGCUUAAGGACAGAUAAAUUUAUUAGAAAUGUACUUUGCUAUUGCCAAACUACUCGUAGCUCCUGGCGAUGGGGCAUUACGACAAUGUAAAAUUCUUU